CACAUUUCAUUGGGCAUUAACGUGUGGGAAUAAGGUUCCUAUAGAAGAAGGCUUGGAGCAUCCAGAAUUACCUGAUGGAACUGGUGAGUUUUUGGAUGCAUGGUUGAUGCUUCUUGAAAAGCUUGUAAAUCCAAAAACUGUUUUAGAGUCACCACAUACCUUAUCAUCCAAGCUUAAUCAACAAGGGAGCUCAAGUUUUGACCCUGUUAUGUAUUUAAUUCACGUUCAUAAGAGAGCUUUUGAAAGCAUUAUGUAUUUGUGGGAUAGAAGACCUUUGCUUGUUUAUGGAGAAAGGAUUGCAGAUUCUAUAUUAACUAUAAUAUGCCAUCUUCUAAAGGGGGAAAAUGAAAUAAAAGAACGAUUGGUACAGAGGGAAGAAAUACGGGCAUAUGUUUCACAGGCUCCUCCAUCAAGUACAGCAUCUGCUGCUACUUCUGCGAACAGAAUUGUCACACGUAGUAGACGCUUACUAGAAGGAGAUGAUAGUAGUGUGAAUCAAGAUCAUCUAGUUCAACUCGUAGAUAUGGGGUUUUCCAGAGGACUAGCAACUGAAGCUUUGCUGAGUACCAAUUCUCUAGAACAAGCAACAGAUUAUCUUCUUAGUUACUCUGCUGCAUUAGGAAGAGGCUCUACUUCUGGUGCUGCUUCGAAUUUAGGAAUGGAUUGGGAAAUGUCAGAAGAGGAUCAAAUGCUUCGAGCAAUAGCAAUGUCUUUAGGAGAGAAUGUUUUGGUGUCGACAAAUCAAGUGGAAAAUGAACCAAAUAAAACAGAUGAACAGAAGGAACUUGAGUUUGAGCAGCAGCAAGAAGAACCACUCUCCACUCAGACACUGGAUUUAUUUACAGAAUAUAUUGCAGAAGCCUGCUUGAGGUUAUCAGAUGCUUUACCAGAGACAGUUCACAGGGUCUCUGAACUUUUACUAGCUGUUGCUGAGAGAAACGGAGAAAUCUGGUGUGAUAACUUUCUUGUUGAUCGUUUUAUUAGGGAGAUUUUUCAUAUUAUGGGCCGCAUGGUUCAUCAUCUAUCUACAGACUACAUACCAGAAGAGCGUAAAGGUUGGGGCAUAGGUUCUAGGUUUCCUUGGUUCCGUUUGGAAUCCAAACUAGCCGUGCGACUUCAUUUGUUUACUCUCAUCGUUGAGGAAAUGCCUAUAACAUGUGCAAGGGAAAUGGAAAGAAUUGGAGUACCUAAUCUAAUUAUCAAAGUCCUGGAAUCAACAGCUGCAUGUAUGAAACUUCUUCAUGAUGAAGCUACACCAAGGUGGUUACCAUUUAUGGUGAUGCUAAUUGACCAGUAUGAUAGGGGUGCAGAAAUGACACAUAGAAAAGCUCCCCUUCUUAUGGCACCUAAACGCCAGUGGAAGUGGUUUGAUGAUCGCAGUGGGAAAUGGAACAAUUAUACACUGACCAACAAUAAAGUUAUUGAUGAUGCUUUUAAAGCAGGUGAAACGAGCGUGGAAUUUACUGCUGGCCGUCGUAAUUAUGUUGUUCAGUUGAAUACUAUGACACAGAUAAAUGAAGAAACUGGCAACUGGAGGCCUAUUUUAUUAGUAUUGGAAGAUAAACCUAACGAAAUAAGGGAUGAAGAUGACAUUAAAGGAAGAGAUAUUAUUUUUGAUGAGGCUACAGGUGAUUUUGCAAGCUGUGUUCAGGGUAUAGAAACGAGUUUCCUUGACACCCAGCCAGUCCAAAUUAGAGUGAUUAAGAAAUUAACACCUCAUCAAAAUAAAACUUUAGUGAGGGUCUGUGUUACAUUUUUGAGUGUUCCUCUAGAACCAGAUGCAUUGCAUGCUAUCAUGAGGUUAUGCUUAAGACUAACUAGAGUUCAUUCCAAUGCUGUCAUGUUUGCUAAUAUGGAUGGACCUAAACUUCUUUUGUCUUUAACUCAGCCAUAUUCUUUUAUUGGAUUUACAUCUUUGACUACUUUGUUAUUUCGUCAUAUAUUAGAAGAUAGCUCAACACUGUUCAAUACUAUGGGAAAAGUUAUAAGAUCUACAACAUCAGCUGGAGCAGCAUCUUUGUUCAUCUCCAAAGAAAUGAAUUAUAUUUUUAGAGUAUUAAGUCCUUUGGCAUGUAGGGAUCCUGAAAUUUUUAUUAGUGUAGCAUCAAAUACGUUACGUUUGGCAAUUUUACCUGUUGCUAAAAGAGAUGAGGAUGAUAGAUAUAACAACAGUUAUUCAGUUCAGAUGCUCAAGUCUUGUCCUCUCAAGUCCCAGAUUUAUGCACCUGAUUAUCCAUAUAAUGCUGAAGUUGCAAAUAAUUUAAUAUAUGUUCUUCUGAAUGCUUUGACAGCAAAACCUCUUGAGCUACCUGACGAAGGAAAUGCUUCUCCAGAAUCAAAUCCUGAUACUUUACCAUCUACAGAUCAGCCAUCCCCACUGAGAGAUGUUAGUGGAACUGACCUUCUUCCAACUGAUGAUGAUGAUGGUUUAGUUAUACCAUUAAGUAUUCCAAAUGUAGAUGGAUUUAAUGAUAGUACCGAAUCGAUCAGUAGUCCAAGAGAAGGUAGCAGAUUAACUAAAGAUACUUCUAAAGACAGUAAAUCAGAGUCUAGCUCAAUGAAAAAUAUUCCUAUAAUUAGAAAGUCUGGAAUAUGUCGAAUACUUGCUGAAUUGGUACGUUCAUAUUCUCAGUGUGCAAGAAUGAUUACGGAUUACUCUUUUCCUGUUGGAGUUUCUGAAUUGGUUACGGAGGACUGCACAGCUCUUGCUUUUAUUUUGGACAACCUACUGCAUAGCAGUCAGACUGCAGGAGAUAAAGAAACACCAGCAUUAGCAAGAGUAUUGAUUGCAGCUAUAGCAUCAUGUAACCAUUGUUCAGAAGUGCAGACAACACUUGUUAAUGAGGUUCGAUUUGCUCUACUUAGGGCUCUGUCACUACCUGAAAGUGCAGAAAAGCAUGCUCGUAUUCAAGCUCUCACAGGACUUAUAAGUACCAUGAUAGAAUCUUGUCCGUCUACUUCAUCACAGAGUCAGUUGAGUGGAUGUGCUUUAAGAUCUCAGUCAUCAUCGAUGAACAAUAUAGUGAGACUAUUUCUUCGGAAAGGAAUUGUUGUUGAUUUGGCAAGGAUACCACAUUAUCUAGACCUAUCUAGUCCUCACAUGGCUACUACAGUGAAUUGUGCUCUUAAGCCGUUAGAGACAUUAUCUCGUAUUGUAAAUUUACCAUCUGGUAGUAUGACAAAUAAAUCUAAGGGCAAAUCUUCAAGUGCAGAAACUAGAGAUUCGGUACCUGAAGCAAUGGAAGAAGAUACUUCAAGUGGUCGUUGCAGCACUGGAUUGUCCAUUUUGCCAUAUCGGGCUGGUCAUGCUGCAGCUGCAACUAUGGAUCCUGCUCUUGAAGGCUUGAUGAAUGAGAUUCUUGAGGGACAUGAAAAUUCUGGUGAUAAUGAAGAUCAAAUUCCAUCUGAUACCAGUGUUGAGGCAGGAGAACAAGACCUUACUGUUACUGUUGAAAUGGGAGAUCAUUCCAGUGCACCAACAGGAUCUCGCCACUCAAAUUCCUUUGGAAAUCAAACACAAG
This is a messenger RNA of Stegodyphus dumicola, 3521 nucleotides long. It is a transcript of the gene HUWE1, whose product is annotated as HECT, UBA and WWE domain containing E3 ubiquitin protein ligase 1. NCBI's taxonomy places the organism in Eukaryota, Metazoa, Arthropoda, Arachnida, Araneae, Eresidae. Gene Ontology annotation, biological process: protein polyubiquitination; killing of cells of another organism; defense response to Gram-negative bacterium. Gene Ontology annotation, molecular function: zinc ion binding; pore-forming activity; protein binding. The record is from RefSeq and is a predicted model, not a curated record. Gene Ontology annotation, cellular component: membrane; nucleus; cytoplasm.